GCGGGCUGUCCACUCCCCUCCCUCCCCUCCCUCCGCGCCGUUAAAAUGAAACUCUAGUGGCCAGAGCCGGAGCUGGGACUGCAGCCGGGCCGGGGCCGAGAGCGGGCGACGAUCCCGGGGUGGCGUACGUGUGGGGAGCAGAACGGUGCGGCCAGCCCCCUCGGGACAGCAAUGUACACGCCGCCGUGGGGCAUGGAGCGCGAGGACGGCGGCGAAGGCGAAGGCGAAGGAGGCGAGGGCGGCGAAGGCGAAGACUGGAGGGACGUGACCAUGCCCUACUCCACUGAGCUCAUCUUCUACAUCGAGAUGGACCCCCCAGCUCUUCCGCCAAAGCCUCCCAAAUCCUUGACUCAAGCUGGUGCCAAUGGGAUGAAGGACAGUUCAGGUUUUUCCCUCCCUGACGCAGAGUGGUACUGGGGAGACAUCUCAAGGGAGGAGGUCAAUGACAAACUACGGGACAUGCCCGAUGGAACCUUCCUGGUGCGAGACGCAUCUACCAAGGUGCAGGGAGACUACACUCUGACUCUGCGGAAGGGAGGCAAUAAUAAAUUGAUUAAGAUUUACCAUCGGGACGGCAAGUACGGCUUCUCAGACCCGCUGACAUUCAGUUCGGUGGUGGAGCUGAUCAAUCACUACCGCCAUGAGUCUCUGGCCCAGUACAACCCCAAGCUCGACGUGAAGUUGAUGUACCCCAUCUCCAGGUACCAGCAGGAUCAGCUGGUGAAAGAAGACAACAUUGACGCCGUGGGCACUAAGCUGCAGGAGUACCAUUCCCAGUUCCAGGAGAAGAGCAAGGAGUAUGACCGACUGUAUGAGGAGUACACCAGGACCUCGCAGGAAAUUCAAAUGAAGAGGACUGCGAUAGAAGCUUUUAAUGAAACAAUUAAGAUAUUUGAGGAGCAGUGCCAGACUCAGGAGCGCCAGAGCAAGGACUACAUCGAGCGCUUUCGGAGAGAGGGGAAUGAGAAGGAAAUUGAGCGGAUAAUGAUUAAUUAUGAGAAACUGAAAUCACGUCUGGGUGAAAUUCAUGAUAGCAAAAUGCGCCUGGAGCAGGAUUUGAAGAAGCAAGCUUUGGACAACCGAGAAACCGACAAGAAGAUGAACAGUAUCAAACCCGACCUAAUUCAGCUGCGCAAGAUUCGAGACCAGUACCUAGUAUGGCUCAGUCACAAAGGAGUGAGACAGAAACGACUCAACGACUGGCUGGGCAUCAAAAAUGACCACAUCGAUGAGACCUAUUUUAUGAAUGAGGAAGAUGAAAAUCUGCCACAUUACGAUGAGAAAACGUGGUUUGUUGGGGAUCUCAAUCGCCUGCAAGCAGAGGACCUGCUCCACGGGAAGCCCGAUGGGGCCUUUUUAAUUCGUGAGAGUAGCAAGAAAGGAUGCUAUGCCUGCUCCGUGGUGGCCGAUGGGGACGUGAAGCACUGCGUGAUCUACAGCACAGCCCGGGGCUAUGGCUUCGCUGAGCCCUACAACUUGUACGGCUCGCUGAAGGAGCUCGUCCUGCACUACCAGCACACGUCCCUCGUCCAGCACAACGACUCUCUCAACGUCCGGCUGGCCCACCCUGUCUACGCACAGCUGCCCUCCCACUGCAGAUAGACGUGGGCUGGGGAACGCGGCCGCUGCAGCCGCAGCCAGGGCCGCAGCGAGGGAGCCGGGAACGAUGACAGCGAUGAGGAGGGGGGUGACCAGGGCAUUCUCUCUACUUAGACUGCUUGUUUUGCACAAGAAGUGAUUCUGUGAAUGUGAAGCAGAGGGGCCUGGGGGCCGGCCGGGGGUCAGGACACUGCCACCACCUGUGUGUGCGCUCUGAGCUCGUGGCUGGCUGGCUGUUUUUGCUGUUAACACUGAUGUGCGCUUUCCCCAAGGGGAAGAAACUGAGCGCGAGAAACUGGAGGCAGACAGACACCACUGGAUGGAGAAUUAGGGUUCUGGGGGUGCGUGGGCAUACGUGGGUGUGUGCGUGUCCUUGUCUCCUUGGUUUUUUACUUUCAGCCAGGCACCUCCAUAGAGCCAUGCUCGGUUUGGGGGGGUGGGCAGGGCUGAAGGAUGACCAGCACAAAGCCUCCACCCAAAGAGAAGAGAGGGGUGCGUCUUCUUAUACUUUGGAGCCUGGGGGUGGCAGGGUAGGUGCUACCACUGCAGGUGGGGGUACCUGAGCUGACUCCUCUGGUUAUUCAGACAAACAGCUUCUGCUGCGGGCAAAAGGAACUGGGAGAUGGGGCCGACCAAAGGAAAACGGGGAACCUUCUCUUCCUUUUUCAAAUAUCAGAAGCCCUAUGACACGUCCUCCAAGCAGAGCACAGCGGCUUUCUUUUGUAUGGAAGUUGAACCGUGGCCCAUCGACAGCAGCAGACUUCAUCUCUGGGAGCAAGGCCCCGAGGGCACCAGCCUGGCCAAGUGCUCCUUUCCACACAACCUGAAAGAAAGAAAAGGAAAUGGGAGAUCAUAUAUGGGUAUUGGAGACCCCUGGGGCUUGGCACUGAGCUCCUGGACCUGCCCGUAGCCUAGGAAGCUUUGGGCUUUCCUCCUGGGGCCUUGGCACUUGAAGAAUUCCCCAUCUGAAAUCCCUGUAACUCCUCUAUAUGUAAAGACAGUGCAGUGUUGUGCUUCCCGGUGGCUGGAACAUACCAAAUAUCUGCAGAGCCGCCCCCUCUGCCUCCUCCUGCCUGGCCAGCCAUGUGGCCUCUCCCCAGAACCUCCCAAAUGCCACCUCGGUGGAAGUGGCAACCACCAGGCCCCUCUGGGUCCCAGUGAAAACCCGGCCCUUCCAAAUGGAGGUCCUCGACCUUGGAACAAACACCACUUAGAUCCACACCCAGGACAAGCCUGCUCGGGGGUCAGUCUCCCUCCUUGGAGAAAGAAUGGAGGAUGUGUCUGCUUUGCUCAUCGCCUCCUCCUUUCCCUACCUAUCAUCUCAUGGGCCUUGCCGAGUGCUGGAGGAAGCCUCUGGUCUGUCUCUGGCUUGUGCCGAGGCCAUUAGGGAAUCCUGGUUUUUCCAGGCCAGCACCCAUUGGUUACAGAACACUACCGGUGGGACAGAUGCGCUCACCUUCCCCAAAAGCCGCCUUCCUGGGACCAGCCGAGUCCCAGGUUCCGUCUCCCCUCCUCUGCUCCCCUUGCCAUCCUCUGUUUACUUUGUUGUGGGAUCCUGUGCCAGUGCCGACCUCCUCUGGCACCCAGGUCUCAUUCCUCCCCCUCGGUGCAUCCAGGCAGGGCAGAGCCUCCCCUGGGGAGGACCUUCUCCAGGCCUUGGCAGCAGAACACACUAGAUUCCCCCCACCCCGCUCAGCAGGCACUGAGGUGUCCACUUCUGAGAAGUCUGGAGGGAGGCACUCUGAAGGAAACAUCUGGUGAGUUGAAAGGCAUUUUGUAGUACGAUUUUUUUUAUUUUUUUGGUGAGGCAAUUAGGGUUAUGUGAAUUGCCCAGGAUCACACAGCUAGUAAGUGUUAAGUGUCUGAGGCCGGAUUUGAACUCAGGUCCUCCUGAAUCCAGGGCCGGUGCUCUAUCCACUGCGCCACCUAGCUGCCCCCGAGUAUGAUUUUUAAUCUCAUUUCUAAUUGCUGUGGUCGGGACCACAUGCUCAAAAACAAACAAAAACCAGCUUGGAUUCUCACAGCCCUCUCUUUCACAAGAUCUCGGCCCAGAGGCUGGAGUGGGUGGGUCACUCCAUCAUCGGUCUGGCCACAGAGGGAAACAAGGGCAGUCACCCGUGGGAGCAGUCCAGAAGCCACAGAUAGUAGCCGUUUGCCUCCCUGGCCAAACGAGGGACCUUGAGUCAAACCUAGUUCCUGGCUCCCAGGGGUAGAUGCUACAGGAAGCCCCGAGAAUGCUGUUCUAGGGGAGCAGGAAGGAGUCUGCUGUGCAUUCUGUCUGCGCUUUUCUCAUGACUGUAUCUAACUCAGUCAAGAGCAGUGGCCCAUGUUACGGACAAGGAAGCCUUUGAAAAGGUAUCUGCCAGGAGUGUGGGGAGCACAGCUUGGAGAUGUUCUCGUCUGUGUUCUUAGAACCCUCUCUGGGGGAGCUCGAAGGAGAUAGAUCCUCCUCCUGGCUGCCUGCUGAGCUGCCGGCCCAGGCUCCAUGGGUGUCCUCGGUCAGCAAGAGGGCGAAGGGUCCACCAGAAGGCUUCCUGGCGCAGGGCCCUCACCAGCCUGCCUGCCUGGCAUCCUGCAUCUGUGCCUUCAGGGAGCAAGUGGGAGAUGAGGAAAUUGGCUCUCUCAUAUACCAAACCUGCACCCUCUUAGAAAGCCCCUCAGGAAGAUGAGCCUUGGGCCCGGGCUGGGGUCUGAAUUCCUCCCUCGGCUAAUGGGAUCGGUGAUUCUCAGCAUCACCUUGUGUGCUGGGUCCUGGGGAACGCCUGGAAGGGUUCCCUGGCAGCAGGGGAGGAGGAAGAUUGGAGGCACAGCUUUCCCAGCGAGAGCAGGCUGACGCCCGUUGUCUCAUGCCAUGGAGGGAGGCAGGCGAGGAUGGGGGAGUCGCACAAACAGCAGCAAGGACAAAGGCGGCGGGUAAGUCUGGCCUGGGGACAGCCUUGGGAUGAGCAGGGCCAGCAUCUCCUAUCAGUGGGCCAGCCCAGCUUUGCUCAGCUUAGACAAUGCAUCGACCCCUCUGAGAUGACGGGGAGGGUCAGCAGGAUUGGCCAGAGAGGAAGCCUCCUCGACCUUGCUGCUGUUCUCGUCUGGAAAGGGGGGGUUUGGGACACUGGCUCCUUGCUGCUAACCCUGUGGGGCCAAGGCGUGUCGGGCUGGGUGCUUGGGGCUGCUGGAGAGGGGGAGGAGAGAGCUCCUGGGGACUUCACGUGGCACAGCCUUGUAACCCCAGCUGGGAAGGCCACAGGUUGUAGUAGGCUUCUUUCAGAAAGACGAACGACCCGGUGGGUGCCUGGCUCGAGCUCUCCAAGCUGCCAAGAAUGGACUGGAUGAGGCUGAGGGGAUCUACAGCUCCUCCUGGUGGCCACAGCAGGGCCAGCCACCAGCUACAAGCUGCUGCGGCUGUUCCUGGGGACCGAGCUCCAGAUGACCCAAAAGGAGCUGGGGGUGGGGGCUGAGGGCAUGCAGAGAUGCCUAGGUCAGGGCCUGCCGAGCAGGGGCAUCAUUGACUGGGCCCCAAAUACCCUGGGGAUGUGCCCGGUCAGGGUCAGGUCAACUGUGUAUCCCAUUCCCCUCUCUUGCCCUUGCCCAGCUAGCUCUUUGAAGAUGAGGGACCAUGGACCCCCUUUGGCCUAUGGUGGUGAGCCCAGAACCAGCCCAUUGCUAAGCUUGAUCUCUGUACCACAGCACUGGCUCCUCUCCCCACUGAAAACCCCACCCCAGCCUGUCUCCAUGGGUAGGCUGUGCACGGAUGGAACUGGGCUGCCCUGCGCCGGCCCUCCUGGCCCCCAGGAGGGAAGGGAGGAGGGAGGAGGGGCUUCCCUCCCUCUUUCCAGCUCUCCUUCCCCCCCCUCGCUCCCCCUCCCCCCUUCCUCCCUCGCUCCCCACUACAACUGUCGUUUGCCUGGGUGAAUUCCAGCAUGUGACUCCAGCGCCCUGUCUCCCUGUUGUUACUUGUGUAAAACCUCUUCUGUCUUCUUUGAUGUAGUCAAGAGAAAUUCAUGUAGUUAAUGUGAAAAGGAAAAAGCCCAACUGCUUCACAAGGAAACCAGUCAGUCCUAUGUUAGUGUGCGUGGACAACUCAUGCCGUGCGUACGUAGCUGCUAGACCGGUCGUUACAGUUGUACUUGUCCCCACGUGUGCGUGUUGCGACGGCCAGGGGAGGUGCCCUUUGGCCUUUGGGCCAAUUUGCUCCAGGUUAAAAUGCAAUAAACAGUUGCAAUAAAGCACA
Dromiciops gliroides (monito del monte) is the source of this 5824-nucleotide messenger RNA. RefSeq names its product phosphatidylinositol 3-kinase regulatory subunit gamma. The coding region runs from base 172 to 1602 and encodes 476 amino acids. The record is from RefSeq and is a predicted model, not a curated record. Gene Ontology annotation, molecular function: 1-phosphatidylinositol-3-kinase regulator activity. Lineage: Eukaryota; Metazoa; Chordata; Mammalia; Microbiotheria; Microbiotheriidae. Gene Ontology annotation, biological process: insulin receptor signaling pathway; phosphatidylinositol phosphate biosynthetic process. The transcript has 10 exons. Gene Ontology annotation, cellular component: phosphatidylinositol 3-kinase complex.